Messenger RNA from Heterocephalus glaber (naked mole-rat), 2247 nucleotides. It is a transcript of the gene Hsd17b2, whose product is annotated as hydroxysteroid 17-beta dehydrogenase 2. Gene Ontology annotation, cellular component: intracellular membrane-bounded organelle. The record is from RefSeq and is a predicted model, not a curated record. Gene Ontology annotation, molecular function: estradiol 17-beta-dehydrogenase [NAD(P)+] activity; testosterone dehydrogenase (NAD+) activity. Gene Ontology annotation, biological process: steroid metabolic process. Lineage: Eukaryota; Metazoa; Chordata; Mammalia; Rodentia; Bathyergidae.
GUACACUCGUUUAAAUAACCCCCGGGAGAAUGUGCUGUAUGAUUAUACCUAAUCCAGGCUUAUUCAGAGGAUUCUGGGGCUGAUUUCUCCUCCUCCUUUCUUGCCUCCCCAUUCAUAUAACCCAGGCUGCCUCCAGCUAUCCCAUUGGACUUGCUGGCCCUGAGCACGUAAAGGUGCAGUGAGUCGUGGAGAAUGAUCAUGGUCAUCUCUGAGGCAGCAUGGUUCUGCCUGGCUGUCACUGCAGCCCUAGGCAGCAUAGUUUUCUGCAAACACAAGAGCCCAGGGCAGCUGGGGAGACCAGUGGUCUGGCUCACUGGACUCUGCGGAGGGGCUUACCUGCUCAUCUUGUCCUUCUUCUGGAGCUUGGUUCUCUUCUCCUUGUUGUGUUUCCUCAUGUGUAUGUACUUGGCUGACCAAGAGCUGUUACCCGUGGAUCAAAAGGCAGUCCUGGUGACAGGUUGUGAUUCUGGGUUCGGCCAUGCAUUGGCCAAGAACUUGGACAAGCUGGGCUUCACAGUAUUCGCUGGAGUUUUGAAUGAAAAGAGCUCAGGAGCUGAGGAAUUGCGAAGAAACUGCUCCAAGCACAUCACUGUGCUUCAGAUGGACAUCACCAACCCAGAACAGAUAAAAGAUGCUCACAGCAAAGUCAUAGAGAAGGUGCAGGACAAAGGACUGUGGGCUCUGGUCAACAAUGCUGGGAUCCUUGGCUUCCCGACAGAUGGGGAACUUAUUCCCAUGAUUGAGUACAAAAAAUGCAUGGAGGUGAACUUCUUUGGACCCGUAGAAGUCACGAAGGCAUUUUUACCUCUUCUUAGGAAAUCUAAGGGGAGGCUGGUGAAUGUCAGCAGCAUGGGAGGAGUGGUCCCAUUGCCAAAGUUCGCAGCUUACAACUCAACGAAGGCAGCUCUGACUAUGUUUUCUUCAAUUAUGAGGCAAGAACUUUCUGCAUGGGGAGUAAAAGUCUCUGUGGUCCAGCCUGGAGGCUUCCGAACAAAUAUUGCAGGCACAAAUGAUGUAUGGCUCAAGAACGAAAAGGACAUCCUGGACCACCUCACCCAAGAGCAGCUGAGGGACUAUGGCCGGGACUAUGUUCUUCUGCAGAAGAAUUUCCUCAAUAAGUUUGAAAGCUUUACCUGCCCAGACUUUACCCCAGUGCUCCGGGACAUCCAACAUGCCAUCUCUGCUCAGAGCCCGUCUCCCUUCUAUAUGCCGGGGAAAAUGGUUUCCCUGUGGGUCUACUUUGCCUUCCUUUCCCCUACCCACUUAUUUGAUUAUUGUGUUAAAAAAAUAUUUGUCAAGAGUGAGUAUAUUCCCAGAGCUCUACACAUGCCUAACUAGAAGAUCCUAGUAUCACAGUCUCUCUAGAAAGACAAUGCCUGGGUAUUGAUGGCUGCUGACUCAUCAGGGAAGUGACUGCUGAAAUCUGGGUGGCUGUUUCAAUUUCUUUCUCUCUCACUUUUUUUCUUCUGGUACAGGUCUUACUAUAUAAUUCAGGCUAAUCUUAAACUCAUUAUGUAGCCCAGCGGGCCUCAAACUUGUGGUGAUCCUCCUGCCUCCGCUCCUGAGUGCUGGGAUUAGAGGCAUACACCACCAUGCCAGGCUAUGCAAUUUCUUAAAAUAAGGCAACAGUGAAGUUUGCUGUAUCAAUGAACUCUUCAUUUUAUGAAAGAUUUUUCUGCAGCAUGUGAUGUUGCUUGAAAGCACUUUGCUUUCAGUAGAACUUCUUUCCGAACUGGAGGACCCUGUCAUACCUGCUUUUAUCAAUUAAGUUUAUUUAAUAUACUAAAUCCUCUGUUGCCAAUUCAACAAGGUGCACAGCACCUUCACCAGGAAUAAAGUUCAUCACAAGAAGGCACCUUCUUUGCUCAUUCCAGAGAAGCAACUUGUCAUGGUUCAAGUUUAAUUAUGAGGGUACAGCAAAUAGUCAGCUCUUCAGAGGGUAGGGAGGGCUAAGGAAAGGGACAGACACGGAGACAGCCAGCCUUCAGUUAAGUUCGCUGCAUGUGAGCCUGGACCAUGUUGCCCCAGAAUGACAGGCAAAGACCGCUGAUCACCAUGACAGAUGUAGUCAUGACCAAAAAAGUUUGAAAUAAUUGGAAAUACUACCAAAAUGUAACAGAGUCACAAAGUGUGCAAGUGCUCAGAGACUUGAUCAAUGUAUGAUUGUUACAAACCUUCAAUUUGUAAAAAUCUCAAUAUCUGUAAAGUUCAAUAAAGCAAACCAUAAUAAAUGGAGGUAUGCCCGUC